Molecule: messenger RNA, 3778 nt
Organism: Pundamilia nyererei
Lineage: Eukaryota; Metazoa; Chordata; Actinopteri; Cichliformes; Cichlidae
Gene: sonb
Product: SON DNA and RNA binding protein b
Exons: 20
Coding region: 23-2830 (935 amino acids)
Biological process (GO): regulation of mRNA splicing, via spliceosome; regulation of cell cycle
Molecular function (GO): RNA binding
Source: RefSeq, a predicted model, not a curated record
GCAAAGCGAUGCACAUUAAAACAUGGCGGCCAACAUAGAGCAAAUUUUUCAAGAUUUCAUAUUAAAUAAAAUCAGAGAAAUUGAAGACCAGAAUGAGGACAAAGCUGAUGCUAAAAGAGUGGGUGACUGCAGUAACGUGGAUGGAGCAGAAAAUGCCUCUACAAAGAGACACAAAGACGUGAGAAGCAGCAGUUCGCACAAGAAGCACAAAAAACACAAAAGCAAGAGGAAGAAGAGGAACCGAGAGAAGGACAGUAGUUCAGAGUCUGGGGCAGACCUGAAGCGAAAAAAUAAACACAAGUCAAGAAGAGGAACACCAACGGAAAGAAAAACAGAGCAAGGUGGGGAUCGUGAGAGUAAGUCCAGAUGCCGCAAGAAGCACUUAAUUGGAAAGAGGAAGAAGAAGAAAAGGAGGAAAGACGAUGAGAAUUCAUCAGAUACUGACUCUGCUUUUGUGUUAAAGCAUACUAAACUAAAACGACAGGAGGAGCUGCCUGAUAUAAUCCCAAAACAGGAAAACUCAAAUAAAGGAAUAGAAGAUGAGGAAAGACGUGACAGGCAGGGAUGCCAUUCACCUUCACAUUCCUACUCCCAGUCACAUUCCUGCCCAGUGAAGAACUCUGAGUCUCGGACUCGACACUACCGUCAGAGGUCUAGGACUCGCUCCAGCUCGUCAGAGAAGAAAGAUGUAGAAGAUGAAUCCUUUCAUUCCCACCAAUGGCCUCCAAACUGGCCCAAGCCACCUCAGGGCAACCUCAGCAACACUGAAAGUAAUUUACAAGCAGAAGAGUUGACUGAAUCGAGAGUAAUAAAACGGCAGACCUCUAACCACAGUGAAGGAGAGGAAACAGAAAAACUAGCUUCUAGUGCAUCCACGUCCGUGCCAAGCCAGUCCAUAUCUGCUAAACAUCACCUGAGCACUGAGCCUGGCUUGCUUCAGUGCAAGGCAUCAGAAACGUCCUUUCCUGCAAAUGUGAAAUCUGCUGGAAAGAAAAGAAAAAAGUCACCACAGAAGAAAAAAGAGGAGAAGUCAUCAAAGAAGCAGAAAAAAUCCAAGUCACCACGUAGAGGCUACAAGAGAGAAUCUAGAUCCACGAGCCCUUCACUUAGGAAGAGAUCACGCUCAAGGUCAAGGGGCCGCAGGCCACGGCGGUCACGCUCGCGGUCAGUGUCACAAAGUCGGCGGAGGGUUGCAUACAGCCAGAGAGACCGUUGGAAGCGUGAGCCGAGCCAUUCCCCUGUGCUAAUCCUACGCAAAAACAGGUCGCCCUCACGGAAACACGGCAGCUUGAGCAACAGCCCUCACCGUAUCAGUGAACUGGAUAAGGAGCAGUUGUUGGAAAUUGCUAAGGCCAAUGCUGCUGCCAUGUGUGCCAAAGCUGGUAUGCCUAUCCCUGCUAGCCUGAGAUCCUCAGUGCUUCCCCUGGCUCUGCCAACAAUGGCUAUGAAUGCUGCAAUGGCCAGUAUGACUGCUGCCACUGUGACAGCAGCCUUGACUAACAUUGGCACUUUGUCGUCACUGGUUCCACUGCCUUCCAUUAUGCAGAAGCCACCCGUUGCCCCUGCCCAACCCAACAUCGCUAAUUUGGAGGAGGUGAAAAGGAAAGUAGCAAAGCAAGCGAACAGCAUUAGCAUUAAAGAAUUUACUGACAAAUGCAAGAUGAUUGCAGACAGUACAGAAGAGCUGCCAGUGGCAGUGCCUCAUGUUUCAGACGAAGAGGAUGAUGAGAAACCUUUUGGAGGAGCAGCUCUACGAGAACCAAAAGCAAUCACCUUCAGUGUUAAUAACUCAACAGUUCGUCCAGCAGUCCGUAGUGAUGCAGGCAUGGCCAAGGAGUUCCCAGUGUCUUCAGGAACACAGCAUCGUAAGAAGGAAGGAGAGGGACUGGGUGCUUAUGGAGAAUGGGUGCCAGUUGACAAAACAACCGAGAAGGCUGCUGCUACAACAAAGGCCCAAACAAAUGUUCUGUCAGCAGCACCCUCCUCAUCAUCAUCAUCAGGGGAAACGGCAGCGGUUUUGCAGGAAGUUAUUGAACAGCCAGCGUUUGUGACCAACAGUGACAAAGUUUUUCCUGACCCACAACUGCAGCAAGUAGACAUCACCCAGGCUGUAACUGAACGAAUCAAAGCUCAGAGGCGAUUGGCUGAGAACCCCUAUGACAUCAGUGCCAUCCGCAUGCUCACCCGAGCACAAGAGCAGGUAGAUGCUUGGGCCCAAUCCAACACGGUUCCUGGUCUUUUCACUGGUUCAACUGGAGCCCAGGUCCUCAGCUCUGAGGAGCUCUCGACCAGUGGACCACAAGCAUGGCUGAAGAAGGACCAGUUUCUCAGGGCAGCUCCAGUGUCAGGGGGUGUCGGGGAGUUCCUGAUGAGAAAGAUGGGGUGGAAGACAGGCGAAGGGCUCGGAAGGAACCGCGAGGGUACCGUGGAACCCAUCGUUAUUGACUUUAAGGUUGACCGCAAAGGUCUAGUUGCUGAAGGAGAGAAACUACAGAAGCAAACUGGUGGACUGGUAGUAACCAAGGAUCUGAUGGGGAAGCACCCGGUGUCUGCUCUCAUUGAGUUGUGUAACAAGAGAAAGAUAAUGCAGCCAGACUUUGUUAUGGUCCAUCACAGUGGUCCUGACCACCGCAAGAAUUUUCUUUUCAAGGUCACAGUGAAUGGUGUGGACUACCAACCCCAGACAGCCAGUCCCAAUAAGAAGCACGCCAAGGCCAUGGCAGCCACAGUUGCCCUGCAAGCUCUGGGAGAGGUUCCUGUGGAUGGACCAGGACUCUACACUGGCCCUGUCUUCACUGCUGCUUCUACAGGCCCGCUUUUCUCUACAUAGUCAUGCACACAUUACAAAUGUAACAUGGGCCCUGUUCAAGGCAAACAUUUUGAUUUGUCACAGUAGGAAAGCCCAGAGCUCUGAAGCUGGUCCUGUGCUUUGUGCCAUGGUUCAUCUACUUUCCCAGUGUCACAGUGUCUACCUGGCUCCUUAAUUGCUUAAUCAACCAGGGUCAUGUGGCCCUGUCCUCCCACCCAUUGGGUAACAGGCACAGGUACACCAAUCACACAGGGUACCUGAAAACAGACUCAGGUGUCUUUGUACUGUUAGAGAACACCUGAAGAAAAUGCCACACAAAAAGGGAACCAACUGUUGUGAAGUAACGACAGCUACCACAGCACUGCUACAAGGUCUUCCAUGAGUGGUUUAGAUAGUUUUAGUUUGUCACCAAUGUUGUUUUUUUGUUUGUUUCAGUCCCAGUGAUUAACCAGUGUUUCCACUCUGGAGGCUCAUUUAUAUUUCAAGAACUACCACCUUUGGCACAUAACAUGAGAACUAUGAAAGCAGGUUCAGAGUGCUGAUCGUGACCAGUGUUAUGCCUAUAAGACAUCACACCUUUUCUAAAGGUACUUGAAUGAUCACCUUGUUUGUUUUUGUAGGGGUAGGAGUGGUAAAAAGUGAUCAUAGUAAAAGUGGACGAUGUGUGCAUGCCUGUGUGUACAUAUGUAUGACAAAUGUAUAGUUUAGUAGCAGUUUAGCCCUAUAUUCUAUUAGCUGGUCAACACUUACGUCUAACACAGCCGACAGUCUGCAGGACAUUUCUCAUAGUCACACAAAAGCAGAAGCAAACUGGACUGUUAGUGAAAAGUUGUAUCUGUGAAUGACAGCUAAUGUUAGUCUUUGUGUUUAAAUUUAAACAAAAGUGUUUCUCAUACAAGGCUGUUAAACUUUUAUUCUGGCCUUCUAAACAUAUGUAUACAGAAAUAAAGAUUAUAUUUAUGUUAUUUA